AUGAACCGCUCAUCUGCCUCUACCUUCUCGACCAAAUCAAUACCGCCGCCUGGAUCUGUCCUCACUGGCAAACAGGAACACUACCUCAAGCGCGAACUCAUCUCACAACAGACAGAAUGGGAGAUUUCAGAGCUGGCCUCCGAGACUGCCCUACAACGCUUUGGCGCUCCCUUCAAGUCAGAUGCUGGUGAAGUCGCACCAGAGGAUUCCGAGCUGCCUCUGCUGCGUUACAUGUUUGUGAACCAUGUCCGCAACUUUCCCUUUCUUGAUAGAGCCAGAGAGAAGGAGUUCUGGCAAGACAAGCUACAGACGUUCCUCGAGUCUUUUGCGACGAAGCGCAUAUCCUCAUCCGAAGAUCGCCUAGAAGAAACAAAACGCCGAAAGCUUGCCGUGAAGGCCCAAAAACUAGUAGAACUUAUGAUGGUAUCUGGACUGCCCACUGCAUCUGGUUACGAAGAGCGCAUCCGAUUCUCAGAAAUGGAGGUCGUCGAUCGAGGAGCCAACGAGCAAGGUCUGGCAUUGAAUGUACCCGAAGGACAUUACAUAAAUGGUUGGGAUGUCAACGUCGCUUCCGUACGAACCACCAGUGUCAAAAGACAUGUACGCCAUCACGCACAUGCAGAGUUUCUGCUCCGCGUCAAACGACAGGGCAAGCCCGAGAUCUAUGUUGGAAGGAGAUACGGCGAGUUUGCUCAAAUGCACAAGAGAUUGCGCCUCGAAAUACCAGGAAAGGUGCUACCGCCGCUACCUCGCAAGAAUCACUCAAGCUCGUUAUACACCAAAGACGACGACGACGAUGACUCAAUCUCAUCUGUUUCGACCCAAGACGUGAAAGAGGCCGCCGCCCAUGAUGAGCCUGCGCCAGCCAGCACUGGCUUCCGCAGCUAUCUUCCAAAUCCUUUUGGUGGUGGUCACCGUAGGACCGCCUCACGCUCGUCGCAAACCGCUUCUCCUCGCGCUUCCUUAGAUGCAUCUUCGACAACAAAACUCAAUCGUAAGUCGGGCGACUUCAGUCGAGACCAUUCACCACCGAAAGUCCUAUACAGAGAAGAACAGCGUGUCUCAUUGCGAGCCUUCCUGCGUAACUUUUUGCAGAACGAGAGCAUCGCCAACAGUAACGCUAUGAACGACUUCUUGACUGGCAAUGUCGUAACACUAAAUCAGGAAGAGAUGGAUGAUGUCAAGAGGCGUAUCGAGAUGGACGACAAGCGUAUUGAGGAACAACGGCGCUUCUACGAAAUUGCACGUGCAAGAGCCAGGGAGCUUGAUGUUCACAUGGAGAAGUUCAGGAGAGAAGUCGUCGAGAGCAAUGGAUUGACAAAGCUUUUCGCCGAGAUCAAGCAGAAGAACACGAUCGCAGAAUUGUCUCCCGAGUACAAGAAGUUUGCUGAAUGGCUUCGCAUUGAAGUGGCAGCUGUGAUCUAUCAUCUGUUCCUGGCCGAAGACAACAGUCCCGAACUGUUCGCACAAGCAAAACGUAUCCAUUCCUUGAUUCCAUACACCGCCCUCAAACAAGUCAUUCGAUUCGCAAACCCAGCCGCCGUCAUGGCUGGUGUGCUCGACCUGUUCCUUGCUCAACCUUUUGGCGCAAAGUCUCUUUUGCAACGUAUAUUCUCCCUGGCUCUAGGAGACAGCAUCCGCUCCGUUCAGAAGAGCAUCGACGGCCUAGCUGCUAAAAUCAACGAGCCCGUCUUCUGCGAGAAGAUCAAGAACUACAACCAGUGUAACCAAGACAUCAAGGACGCGAUUCGAAUCGAAGCCACUCAAGACGACCUCGAUCUCCUCGUGGCUAUCUUGCGAAGCGAAGAUAUCAAGCCAGAGCUUAAACCUGAAGAGGUUGGAAGGGCAUUCAACGCUUAUGUGGCAUGGAACAGUGCAGUCGAGAACGUUGAUGAGGAACUCAGAACGGGCGCCGAGACUUUUGCUCACCUGAAGCAAUUACUGAAACUCUACACACGUCAACGAGAUAAGACUAUGAUGUUGCGAAUGAUUGAGGAGCCCACAACUUUGCAACUCUUCCGCGAUCUUUUCACAAUCUUCUAUGAGCCCCUCGUCAGGGUUUACAAAUCGGCCAACGUCUACAACAGUAUCAGCGACUUCGCACGCUUCAUGGACGACGUGAUCGUUACAGUGGAGAAGUGUCAACGACAGGACGUAUCUGCCGAUCCUAACCAGACGGUUCAAGCCUUUAUCGAUCUAUGCGCAAGACACGAAGAUUCGUUCUACAAGUUUGUGCACGAAGUACAUCUUCACGAUAACGGCUUGUUCGACCAACUCAUGGGCUGGAUAGAAGGCAUUCUCUCAUUCCUUCGUAAUGGUCCUCGAGGUGGCGGCAAAUUGGAUAUGAAUGCUCUCUUCCAGGGUGCAGUCGAGAUGCGACAAAUCGACAAGGAUGCCGCUGUACGAGAGAUAAACUCUCUUAUCAAAUGGCAAGAAAAACGCAAGAAGUGGCACCAAGACAAGACACGUCAAAAGAUGGCCACAGGCGACGCACCCGGCGCGCCCGAUGGCGGAGCCUCAGAUCUCAUCGCAUCUUUCAAACCUGAUGACUUUGGUCUCAACGCUUUGGACAUCCAAGACCUCAAUAACGACGAAGACGAAUACAGUUCCACGGACGAUGAUGAGGAAGAUGCUGAUCCUAUUGCUGCAGAGAGGAAGCGCAGGGCCAGGCGACAGGACUUCCUUAGGAGGAAUGCUGGCGAACCUGUCAAGCCCGAUAUUGUUGAGGUUACAAAGAUGCGUGACGGCUUCUUGGCCAUGCUGAGGAUGGUAUUGGCUGAGUAG
This is a messenger RNA of Aureobasidium melanogenum CBS 110374, 2784 nucleotides long. RefSeq lists its product as uncharacterized. Lineage: Eukaryota; Fungi; Ascomycota; Dothideomycetes; Dothideales; Saccotheciaceae. The coding region runs from base 1 to 2784 and encodes 927 amino acids. The record is from RefSeq and is a predicted model, not a curated record. Gene Ontology annotation, molecular function: phosphatidylinositol binding. The transcript has 6 exons.